UUUGGGCUUGCUUGUCAAAGUGAAACACUGCAAGCUCAUUAGUUACACACAUUUUAAAGUUAUGUCUAAUCAUGUUGUAUUUUGUUAUUUUUGUGAUCAAGCAAAUUUGAGCUGGAAAAAAAAGGGGAAACCUUGGAUAACAUAUAUCACUUUUUGAACUAAAGUCACACCAACCGCUGGUCACAAAUUGGUUUCAAAUCCGGCUGUUGUUUGAAAAGUGGCCUUUGAGGUUAAAAAAAAAACAACCCAAAACAUUCUCAGUGAGCGGAGAGUGCGGCGGCCGUUACUUCAUUAUCACAUCUCUGCCCCAGCAUUUUUCCAGCAGUAUUAGCGAGAUGCGAGGCGGCCCGCUUUUGGCUGUUCUCCAUGAUGACUGGCUUGACUGGUCACAACGUGAGGCUGGAGGAAGGAGGCUCUUUUCAAGCGUGACUCCUCUUCUCAGGUCAAUACUUUCUUUCUUUCUAGGACAAUCUCCACAGCGUGAACAUGAACAUCACACGGCCCCGCAGCAAGCAGAUUGACGAGCAGAGAUAAAGCAGUAUCUUCAGCGAAAAAGGAAAAAAACAAAAAAACAAAAAAACCAUCCCGGCAGAAAAAAUGCCAUUUGUUCUGUGUUCCCUGCUGCUUCUCGGAUGCACUUGUGUCAUGUCCACCUAUGGGCCUCAUCAACGAGCACAGAUGACUGGUGACAUUUUGCUCGGAGGACUCUUUCCCAUUCACUUUGGCGUUGCAUCCAAAGACCAAGACCUGGCGGCGCGGCCGGAGUCCACACAAUGUGUCAGGUUUAAUUUCCGUGGUUUCCGUUGGCUGCAGGCCAUGAUUUUUGCAAUCGAGGAGAUCAACAACAGCAGCAGUCUCUUGCCCAACAUCACAUUGGGCUACAGGAUCUUUGACACGUGCAACACGGUGUCAAAGGCACUGGAAGCCACUCUCAGUUUCGUGGCCCAGAAUAAGAUCGACUCAUUGAAUUUGGAUGAGUUCUGCAACUGCACCGACCACAUCCCGUCGACUAUCGCAGUCGUGGGAGCGGCGGGAUCUGCUGUCUCCACAGCGGUGGCGAACCUAUUGGGACUGUUUUAUAUUCCACAGAUCAGCUACGCCUCGUCCAGUCGCCUCCUAAGCAACAAGAACCAAUACAAGUCCUUCAUGAGAACCAUCCCUUCGGAUGAGUACCAGGCUACGGCGAUGGCGGAUGUGAUCGACUAUUUCCAAUGGAACUGGGUGAUUGCCGUGGCCUCGGAUGACGACUACGGGCGGCCCGGUAUCGAAAAGUUUGAGAAGGAGAUGGAGGAGAGGGACAUCUGCAUUCAUCUCAACGAACUCAUCUCUCAGUACAUGGAAGACCACGAAGUCCAAGCGCUGGCCGACAGGAUCGAAAACUCCAGCGCCAAAGUCAUCGUGGUGUUUGCCAGCGGGCCCGAUAUGGAGCCGCUCAUCAAAGAGAUGGUCCGAAGAAACAUCACGGACCGCAUUUGGAUCGCCAGUGAAGCUUGGGCAAGCUCCUCUCUCAUUGCCAAGCCUGAAUAUCUGGAUGUGGUGGCAGGCACCGUUGGCUUCGCCUUGAAGGGGGGACAGAUACCCGAGUUUAAAGACUUCCUGCAACAAGUGCAACCAAAGAAAAAUGCUCACAAUGAAUUUGUCCGGGAGUUUUGGGAGGAAACUUUCAACUGUUAUCUGAAAGACAGUCGGCGGCGCCACCAAAGCGACAACGGCAGCACAAGUUCUCGGCCUUGGUGUACAGGUGAGGAAGACAUCACCAGUGUGGAGACACCAUACCUGGACUACACCCACCUCCGUAUCUCAUACAACGUGUACGUAGCAGUUUACUCCAUUGCGCAGGCCCUGCAGAACAUCCUAACCUGUCAACCCGGACAUGGACUUUUUGCAAACAACUCCUGCGCCGACAUCAAGAAAAUGGAAGCGUGGCAGGUACUAAAGCAGCUCCGACAUUUGAAAUAUACCAACAGUGUGGGAGGAAAGGUGCACUUUGAUGAGAACUUUGACGUGGCGGCAAACUACACGAUAAUCAACUGGCACAGGUCUGCCGAAGAUGGUUCUGUGGUGUUUGAGGAGGUCGGAUACUACGAUAUUCACUCAAAGAGAGGAGGCAAGCUGGUCAUUGACAAGACAAAGAUUCUCUGGAAUGGAUACAGUCUUGAGGCGGAACCAGUUCCGCUCACUCUCGUAUCCGACUUUUGUCUGCUUCCAACCUGUCAGGUGCCGUUCUCCAACUGCAGCGAGGACUGCGAGCCCGGCACUAGAAAGGGCAUCAUAGACAGUAUGCCAACUUGUUGCUUUGAAUGCACCGAGUGCUCCGACGGAGAGUACAGCAACCACAGAGGUACGCCAGAAGCAGACGCUAAUGUUGUUUUCCUGAAAGGUGGAAAUUCUAAGUCUGAUUUUAUUUCCCACGCAGAUGCCAGCAUUUGCACCAAAUGUCCCAAUAACUCCUGGUCCAGUGGGAACCACACCUCCUGUUUUUUAAAGGAAAUCGAGUUCCUGUCUUGGACUGAACCAUUUGGGAUCGCUUUGACCAUAUGCGCAGUAUCGGGCGUCGUCUUGACAGCUUUCGUCAUGGGCGUGUUUAUCAAGUUCCGCAACACGCCCGUAGUGAAGGCCACAAACCGAGAAUUGUCCUACUUGCUGCUCUUCUCGCUCAUUUGCUGUUUCUCAAGCUCGCUGAUCUUCAUCGGGCAGCCGCGCGAUUGGAUGUGCCGUCUGCGGCAACCGGCUUUCGGUGUCAGUUUUGUCCUUUGCAUCUCCUGCAUCCUCGUCAAAACCAACCGAGUGCUUCUGGUCUUCGAGGCCAAGAUCCCGACCACUUUCCAUCGCAAAUGGUGGGGAUUGAACCUGCAGUUUCUCUUGGUGUUCCUCUUCACGUUUGUCCAAGUUAUGAUAUGCGUGGUGUGGCUUUACAACGCUCCCCCGUCCAGCUAUAUGAACCACGACAUCGACGAGAUUAUUUUCGUCACCUGCAACGAGGGCUCCGAGAUGGCUCUUGCGUUUCUCAUUGGCUACACGUGCCUCCUGGCGGCCAUCUGUUUCUUCUUUGCGUUCAAAUCCCGCAAACUUCCGGAAAACUUCACCGAAGCCAAGUUCAUUACUUUUAGCAUGCUCAUAUUCUUCAUUGUCUGGAUCUCCUUCAUCCCCGCCUACUUCAGCACUUACGGCAAGUUUGUGUCAGCGGUGGAAGUCAUUGCAAUACUGGCGUCCAGCUUUGGGAUGUUGGCCUGUAUCUUCUUCAACAAGGUCUACAUCAUCCUAUUCAAAUCUUCCAGGAACACCAUCGAGGAAGUCAGAUGCAGCACGGCGGCGCAUGCCUUCAAAGUGGCCGCCAAAGCCACGCUCAAACAGGGCACGGUGUCCAGAAAAAAGUCCGGCAGUAUCGGGGGAUCCUCCGCCUCCUCUCCGUCGUCCUCCAUCAGCCUAAAGACCAACGGGGACGGUGGCGAAACACCCUCCGGAAGGCACAAGCCGAGAGUGAGCUUUGGCAGCGGGACAGUCAUGUUGUCUUUAAGCUUUGAGGAGGCGAGAAGAGGUUCUUUAAUGUGAUCGCCCGCCUUUU
Molecule: messenger RNA, 3565 nt
Organism: Hippocampus zosterae (dwarf seahorse)
Lineage: Eukaryota; Metazoa; Chordata; Actinopteri; Syngnathiformes; Syngnathidae
Gene: casr
Product: calcium-sensing receptor
Exons: 5
Coding region: 598-3552 (984 amino acids)
Biological process (GO): intracellular calcium ion homeostasis; G protein-coupled receptor signaling pathway; detection of calcium ion
Cellular component (GO): membrane
Molecular function (GO): calcium ion binding; G protein-coupled receptor activity
Source: RefSeq, a predicted model, not a curated record